Messenger RNA from Rhizoctonia solani, 1317 nucleotides. RefSeq names its product oxalate decarboxylase. The record is from RefSeq and is a predicted model, not a curated record. The transcript has 15 exons. NCBI's taxonomy places the organism in Eukaryota, Fungi, Basidiomycota, Agaricomycetes, Cantharellales, Ceratobasidiaceae. Gene Ontology annotation, biological process: oxalate metabolic process. The coding region runs from base 1 to 1317 and encodes 438 amino acids.
AUGCGCAUUUACCUUGCUUUAGCAUUAGUUCUAUCCACAUCCGUUCUUGGAGCUCCAGCUCCAGCGGUAGAAUCGAACACGUCCAGUACGAGGCUUCCGUCAGCGCCCGCCCACCCAUCGCCGACAACGGACCCGUCAUAUCCGAGUCCAACGGUCCCAUACGCGUCUAACGAGCUGAACGAAUCGUUCCUUAGCAAAUUUCGAGACGAGGUCCCAGAGCCUAUACGUGGGUCAAAAGGCGCCAACAUUCUUGGCCCUCAGAACGUCGAAAUUGACCGUCAGAAUCCCGACCUGCUUGCACCACCCACAACAGACAGCGGCUCGGUUUCAAAUGUUAAGUGGCCAUUCAGCUUGUCUCACAACCGUGUUCAAGACGGUGGUUGGGCGCGCCAGCAGAAUGUCCACUCGAUGCCGAUCGCAACAACGAUGGCUGGCGUAAACAUGCGCCUGAAAGCUGGAGGAAUACGUGAGUUACAUUGGCAUAUCACUGCAGAGUGGGCCUACGUUCUAGCAGGAAGUUGCCGUAUUGUUGUGGUCAAUGCUGAGGGACAAAACUAUAUUGCUGACGUCUAUCCUGGAGACCUCUGGUACUUCCCGCCAGGCAUUCCUCAUGUACUCCAAGGGCUGAAUGACACUGCUGAUGGUUGCGAGUUCCUCCUUGUGUUCGAUGACGGAGAGUUCAGCGAAGACUCUACCUUCUCGGUUACAGAUUGGAUGGCCCAUGUUCCUAAGGAAGUCUUGAGCAAGAACUUCCAGGUCAACGCAUCUGCCUUCGAUCACAUUCCAGACCGUCAGCUUUGGAUGCUACCAAGCGCUGUUCCAACAGGCAGCGCCGAGGAGCAAGGAGUAAAGAGUCCGCAAGGCGUAUCUACACUGCCUUACACGUUUGCUGCAAGCAAGGCUAACUCCAUCAAGGUUCCGGGUGGAACUGUCAAAGUUGUCGACUCGCGUACGUUCGAAGUCAGCAAGACUAUUGCAAUGGCGGAGGUAACUGUAGAGGUCGGGGGAAUGCGCGAGCUUCACUGGCAUCCAACCCAGCCCGAAUGGUCUUAUUUCAUUGAGGGCGAAGCACGUAUAACAGCAGGAGAUAUCGGAUAUGUCCCUCCAUCAUUCGGGCAUUACGUCGAGAACAUUGGGAAUACGACGCUCAAGUUCCUUGAGAUCUUCAACUCCGACAAGUAUGAGGACAUUUCGCUCAAUCAAUGGCUGGCUCUCACACCGCCGGAGAUGGUUAAGGCUCACCUGCAACUGAGUGAUGACACGAUCAACAAGCUGCAGAAAGUGAAGCCGAUCGUAGUGGGGCCUGGGCUGUCGUAA